Cylicocyclus nassatus is the source of this 1138-nucleotide messenger RNA. NCBI's taxonomy places the organism in Eukaryota, Metazoa, Nematoda, Chromadorea, Rhabditida, Strongylidae. The record is from the annotation of a GenBank genome assembly.
ACAUCACCUCAGCAAGGCUUUUCGGGAACGUACGGGAACAGGGUACACUUGAUCCGUCGCCGAUCGAAGAUCAGGAAGGUGAGGCAGGAUCUCGCAAUGUCGACUGCAGGCGAGACGCUAUCCAGUAGUUUGCAUACAGAAACAAUGGACUCGGAUCCCGAAUACAAAUCUCUUCUUGGUAAAUUAGAAAACGAAUAUAGAAUCAAGAUUAAUGAGUUUCUUGGGAAAGGCUCGUACUCACAAGUGAUGAAAGGACUAUCAGAUAACAAAUUCAAUAUUGCUGUUAAAAUAAUUGACACGAGAGUACCGUCCGAAUAUGUACGGCGUUUUUUACCACGAGAAAUGGCCCUAGUGCGGAAUCUGCAACACGAGUGUGUUCUUCGAGUCUAUCAGAUAGUCAGCAUCAGCCACUAUGUGAUAUUCAUCACAGAAUAUUGUGAUGGCGGUGAUCUCCUUCAGAAAAUAAAGAAAAUGAAAAGAGUCCCAGAAAAUGAGGCCAAACUUAUUUUUCGACAACUCAUCGAGGCGCUUAUUUAUUUGCAACGUUGCAAUAUCGUCCAUCGUGAUCUGAAGUGUGAAAAUGUGCUGCUGGAUCGAGUUGAAAAUGUAAAGUUGGGAGACUUCGGUUUUGCUCGUUAUCUGAGACCGAACGAAAAGGCGAACACAUUUUGUGGAAGCAGAGCAUACGUAGCACCAGAAAUACUCAGAGCCAUCGCUUACAGUGGACAAACAGUCGAUAUAUGGAGCGCCGGAGUUGUCCUUUAUGUGAUGGUUACGGGAGUCAUGCCAUAUGAUGACAGAAAUCCACAAAAAAUGGUAGAGAGACAACUAGGUCAUAAAAUAAGGUUCCCGAAAAUAACACUCUCUGUCCACGUCAAGACUCUGAUAUACGAAAUUCUUCAUCCGUUUCCGCCAUCUCGACCAUCAUACAGAGCUAUUUGCGCCAGUGAUUGGUUGAAGGAUACUCCAUAUAUAUUCAAAGGUAGAGAAUCUAGCACUCAGAGUCAGCAGGACCAGCCAUCACAGUCAAACAAGUCAAUUCGCUAAAAUCAUUGCUGUGCCACCACCAACUUAGCUUUCAGAUAUUGAGCAAUAUUGUCAUACAAUGUACGGUGUCUCUUGAAUGAAUUUCCAUGGU